AUGGCCCCUGUUUUUGGGUUUGGUUGCAAUAUCGGCUUCGUUAACAGUUCCGGUUUCCCGGUCAUUUAUGCCCACACCCGUGAUGUGUGCAACACCGACUCCUGCUGCACCGGCCAAGAAGAAAACCAUGACGAUCCUACAGCUGUAAGUGCCCGAUGGCUGCGAUGGUUAGACCGUCAGCAAAACCAAACCGUUCCUACAGGACUCAUGUACACACAGACUCGCCCAUAUUCGCCUUCCAAGAACGAAGACACCUUUCAUUUUCAUAGCAUGAGACAGGUUAUUAGAAAUCAAUGUUCAUGUUAUCUCAAAAACGAAGAACAUGGGUUAUUAAAAGCAAGAGAAGUUUUGGGUGCAAGACAAGCUUCCAACCCGAUCCUUCCGCUCGGUUUAUCUUCCUGGUUUCUACUCCACCGCUUUGACCAAAUUAUCGAUUCUUCUCUCAAGUCAUCAUCAACCACACUGAUGGAGACAAAGCUGACGAUCGCCCCACCGCCACAUCAUCGUGUAACGAUUGAAUCGUCUAUCUACCGCCACCAUCGGAAUCCUCCACCAUCAUCUGCCGUUCUGAUUAUUCACUAUUUCUCAUCUCUGCCUACUCAUACGUAUCAAUUAAUCAUGGGUUUUCAUAUUGCAAUGGCUUCAGAAACCCUACCCAGACUACAUCGUUGUCACCAUGACCACCACUCAAGAUAUUCACCGCAUCAGCUAUCAUCGGAACAAGACGACCGGGUCGAUUCGUCGAAGGUGAAUCUUCUCUAUGGCAAGUUAACUGUACAACAGCCGACCCAGUACGUGGCCGACUUGGGCAGAAGCCCAAUUUGA
This is a messenger RNA of Lactuca virosa, 825 nucleotides long. The record is from the annotation of a GenBank genome assembly. Lineage: Eukaryota; Viridiplantae; Streptophyta; Magnoliopsida; Asterales; Asteraceae.